Messenger RNA from Exaiptasia diaphana, 2350 nucleotides. Its product is annotated as G-protein coupled receptor 22-like. NCBI's taxonomy places the organism in Eukaryota, Metazoa, Cnidaria, Anthozoa, Actiniaria, Aiptasiidae. Gene Ontology annotation, molecular function: G protein-coupled receptor activity. The transcript has a single exon. The record is from RefSeq and is a predicted model, not a curated record. Gene Ontology annotation, biological process: G protein-coupled receptor signaling pathway. The coding region runs from base 139 to 1083 and encodes 314 amino acids. Gene Ontology annotation, cellular component: membrane.
UACAUCGCUAAGCACCUUAAGCGGUGCCGCGAAACAACGAUAACAAAAACACCAGCCGGUGGCAAAGUCUUCUUUUCGCAAAGUGGUCGUCAUGGAUGACUUUCUACCAUCAAGAAAGACGUGGGUGAGGUAACAACRAUGUUUACAAACACUACGAUUGCUAGUGGAUUUCGAGUUCCAAUGUUUUGUAUGUUAAGCUUGGAGUUGUUAUUUGGCGUAGCAUCUUGUUCAAGCGUGUUAUGGGUGUACUGUAGAAAACGUCAGACCAGAACAGCUGCUAAUAUGUUUAUCGCGAACUUGGCAGUUGUAGAUGCCUUCUUGUGUAUGACAGGCAUACCUUUCACCAUAACAAGACUAGGACUAUUUCCGUCUCAYACCGAGUUAUUUUGYCUUUGCCAUGAAGGUUUAACAUCAAGUCUACGGAACGCUUCGAUAGCGACUCUACUGUUGAUCUGCUACGAUCGCUACCAGUCAGUAACAAGUCCAUUUCGACUACGAUUAACUUUUAAAAAAGCUAAAAGAGCAUUGACUAUAUUGUGGAUUUCGUGUGCAAGCACGUUUUUUCUCCCGUUCAUUGAAUAUUCAGUUCAUCAUCGCGCCACUGGAGACUUYAGUUGUAUUGACUUCUUUAGCAAUACCAAGAUGAUWUAYUACGUGAGACUGUACUACCUUCCARCAUUUUUUAUAGCUACUUUAAUUAGCUUGCCUUGCUACUGGAAGAUCUCCAAAGCUGCUUUAUCGCGCAUUCAGAUCCAUUCAAUCGUUGUGAAAACGUCUUUGGUUAUUCCUAUGGGUUCGACACUCGARGAGAGAACUACGACUGCAAGACUMAGGCAAAAAGAGUGGCGCGUUGCAAAAAUGACCGGUGCAAUCAUGUGCUCUGUCUGYAUUCUGUGGUUUCCCUACAUGCUAUUCACUUUUUUACURUGCUUUAAAAAACCGGACUUUACACUGGUGAARUUGGAAUUCAUAUUUUUAAUGAUCGGUUAUUUUAAUUGUACUUUAAACCCUCUWCUUUAUGCCUUUACAAAACAGAAAUUUCGAAUUGCUUUCAUGAAAACUUUACCGAAAUUUUCGCGAUGAGGAUAUYAAUAARYAACGAAUCUGAGAGUARCAAGCCAAACAAGGAAGAACAAAUGAAUCUUAUAAUUGCWUUACAAUCUUAAAGUUCAGCGAUUUACAUCACUACAAAAACGAGAUUUGGAAUUCUCUUGAAAUACAAAACAGUUGCUGAAUAUCAAAAUGAUCGAAUCUAAGUUUUAAACGUUUAAAAUUAAGAGUGUCUUGUUUAUAGUAAAGAGUGUGUUAUAUUACAAGACAAUCCACCCACACAGUCCUAAAGCUGCAUGACACUGAAAUAAAGUCUUAAAAAUAAACACUUUUUUUCUCAAUUGGCGUGAAGUUUUUUUUGCUAGCUACAUGCAACUUUGUCUUUGCUUGACGUUCGCUAGAAUUUUAAAAAACCUUACAAUCAAAAUACGAGAAAGAUCGAGUUUCUCAUUCUACCGGGGUUAGUUUUGAUAUUAGUUUUGUUAUUAAUAAAAUUAUAGCAAUGGUGCCAAAACCAAUAUUUAUUACAAAACAUGARAAAAAUAUAUCAAAAAUGAAAUUGUGUGAAAUUUCGCUAGUACAAUUCUAAAAGACUCCGACAGACAUUCUUUAGAAAGCUCAUUUAGAAAAGGUUUUAUAUUUUGAUGAUAAGUGUAGGUAAAGAAAAUAGYACAGAAUGUAAUAGUUGUAGAAUGCAUGUGGAAAUUUAAUAAUAUAAUAAACAAUGUGACACUUUUCACUUGGAUAUGGAGGUUUGGAUGAAAAACAACAUACAAAGUGCCACGCAAGCAAAUCUAUUUCUAGAAAUAACGACAUUGCAAGGCUUUUUUACUUUUAGAGCACCGGUAUGGAUCUGUGUGAGGAAACUUUCGAAUUACUUUAUAACUCAAGUUAGUUUUGAAUUUAACUUGUGGAGACCUUGGUAGGCAUUCAAAUAAUGCAUGAAAGKGCAUUGAAAGGUUUGAAGCAUUUUAGCUUAACAUUCAUGAGCUAUACAUCACGAUGUUGAAUAUAUCGAACACCAACUCAAAACUAUAUGACAAAAAACAGGUACAUUUGGCUUUGUUGACCUUAAACUUUGAGUAAAACUUAUUAAAAAUAAAGUUAACUUUUUCAGAUCCCACAAAUGAAAAAAAUAGCUUUAUGAGCUCACAAAAAUAUACGUUCUCUKUAGAAUAAUAGAAAACAGAAGGUUUCCUUAUGUUAAACUCGAAAUUUUCGGAAUUAGCAACGAAGCAAUGAAAUUACAAAAGCAAUUUUCAAGUCACGAUUUUGAAUAAUUUAUUAAAAAGAUGCGAGC